Molecule: messenger RNA, 2952 nt
Organism: Dromiciops gliroides (monito del monte)
Lineage: Eukaryota; Metazoa; Chordata; Mammalia; Microbiotheria; Microbiotheriidae
Gene: SLCO1A2
Product: solute carrier organic anion transporter family member 1A2
Exons: 15
Coding region: 421-2403 (660 amino acids)
Biological process (GO): transmembrane transport; sodium-independent organic anion transport; bile acid and bile salt transport
Cellular component (GO): membrane
Molecular function (GO): protein binding; bile acid transmembrane transporter activity
Source: RefSeq, a predicted model, not a curated record
UCUAAAUAUUGCUUUACAAUUUUACUCAGCCUAGUCUGAUUAUUAACAUUCCAUGUUCCAUUGUUUGCUUGCAUCCAAAUUUCCCCAGAAUUCAUUUGCCCCUUUCCUUAGAUUCCAAAGAAGCCCUGGAACUCAAAGAACUUGAAUUUGGAUACUAACCAAAUCCAGAUUGUUAAAGCUUACUAAGAAUACUGAAGCAGCUUUCAGGAGGAAAAAAAAAAAAACAUAGUUUAAUACCUUUAGCUCCUAAGAACAAGGUGUUAAGUUUUUGUUUGAUUGGUUGUUUUCAAAUCUCUGUCCACAAAGUUCACAUUCAGUUCUAUUUGUUUUGACUGAAGAUAUCAAGAGCUUCCUUUAAGAUCAGGUCAGCGUUAAGAAUUGUCAAGAAAUAAAUAAAUAUUCAGGUGCACUUGGAAGAACAUGAGGGAAACUGACAAACAGAUUGCAACCCACCAAUUAAAGUGUAUUUCCAAGAUAAAGAUGUUUCUGUUGGCAUUGAUGUGUGCAUAUAUCUCCAAAACAUUAUCUGGAUCUUUUAUAAAUUCCAUCCUCACACAACUAGAGAGACAAUUCAAUCUCUCAACAACUCUGGUUGGACUUAUUAAUGGAAGUUUUGAAAUUGGGAAUCUCUUGCUGAUGGUAUUUGUGAGUUACUUUGGAACAAAAAUGCAUAGACCUAUGUUGAUUGCUAUUGGGUGUAUGACCAUGGGAAUUGGGUGCUUUUUGCAGUCAUUACCUCAUUUCUUAAUGGAUCCAUAUGAAUAUGAGACAACAGUUUCAAAGACAGCCAACUCUUCCUUGAACAAUUUUCUGUGCAUAAGAAAGGAAACUCAGAUUUUCACACCAACAGAAGAUCCACCAGAGUGUACAAAUGAAGUCAAAUCAUCAAUGUGGCUGUAUGUCCUAGUAGGAAAUAUAAUACGUGGAAUUGGUGAAACUCCCAUCAAACCUUUGGGUAUUUCCUAUAUAGAAGACUUUGCCAAAACUGAAAAUUCUCCUUUAUAUAUUGGGUGCUUAGAAACAGGAUCUAUCAUUGGUCCAUUGAUCGGCUUUUUAUUAGGAUCAUUCUGUGUGAACAUGUAUGUAGACAUUGGAUCUGUGAAUACAGAUGAUCUGAUCAUAACUCCUGCUGACACACGGUGGGUUGGCGCAUGGUGGCUCGGUUUAUUAGUAUGUGCAGGAGCGAAUGUGCUCUCUGGAGUUCCAUUUCUCUUCUUGCCCAAAUCUCUUCCAAAGAUAGGAUUAGAAACUAAUAUGGAUAUUAUAGAAGAAAAUGAGAGAAAUGAAACCAAAGCAGAAAAGAGAGACAUCACUAUAGAUUUCUUACCAUUAAUGAAAAGUCUUUUUUGCAAUCGAAUUUAUGUAUUAUUCUUGGUCACAAGUAUAUUGCAAUUCAAUGCUUUCAUCAUUAUGUUCUCUUUCCUGCCCAAGUAUAUGGAACAGCAAUAUGGCAUAUCUGCCUCAGAGGCAAUCUUCCUAAUGGGUAUUUAUAACUUGCCUCCAAUAUGCUUUGGAUAUUUAGCUGGUGGUUUUAUUAUGAAGAAGUUCAAGAUAAAUAUGAAGCAAGCUGCUUAUAUAGCAUUUUGUAUGUCUUUAUUGGACUAUUUUUUGAACAUGUUAUGUUUUUUAACAGUAUGUGAUAAUUCUCCAGUUGCGGGCCUAACUGUCUCUUAUGAAGGAAUUCAACAAAACAUGUAUAUGGAAAGAAAUGUACUGGCUGACUGCAACAUUGACUGCAAUUGUCAAGACAAAAUAUGGGACCCUGUGUGUGGAGAUAAUAAUUUAUCUUAUAUGUCAGCUUGUCUUGCUGGUUGUGAAGCAUACUUUGGAACAGGGGUGAAUAUGGGCUUUCAAAACUGCAGUUGCAUCAAAUCUUCAAGAAAUGCUUCAGCCUUUCUUGGACUAUGUGGGAGUAGACCAGCCUGUUCUAUGAUGCUUCAGUACUUUCUAAUAUUGUCAGCACUCAGCAGUUUCAUUUAUUCUUUAGCUGCAAUACCUGGGUACAUGGUCUUUCUAAGGAGCAUCAAGCCCAAUGAGAAAGCUCUUGGUGUGGGUCUACACAUGUUAUGCACAAGGAUACUUGCUGGAAUUCCAGCUCCCAUUUACUUUGGAGUUUUAAUAGAUUACACAUGUUUGCACUGGGGAACUUUGCGGUGUGGGAAGUCAGGAGCCUGCAGGAUAUAUGAUUCCAUGAACUUCAGGACUAUCUAUCUUGGAUUGUCAACCAUCUUACGAGGAGUGAGCUAUGUCCCAGCCUCACUCAUUGUAUUUAUUUUGAGGAAGCAUAUUCAGCCAGCUGAAAAUAUGAUGGAAAUGGUUGUUAAAAGGAAGGAAAAUGAAGACAAAGAAAUAAACAAGCAAUCUGUAUAUUUGAAAGAUGAUGAAAUACAAACAAAAUUUUAAUAUUUAGCUAGAUUCUAUUUCUCAGAGUGGGAGACCACACUGAACAAUUUAUUUACUAUCAAAAUUUAUCAUAAUUUUGUUUUCAUUUAAUGAUAAUAUACUAGGAUGUUUUUCCUUUUUAACAUGUUUUAUUGGUGCUUUUUUGUUUUUAAAUUACAGUCCCUUCUGGAAAUACACCCACUGCCCAAAUGGAAAUGUAAUUCUCUGUUAUAAUAACAUGAUAUUCAAAAAAUUAAGUAAUGACCAAAUCUGAGAAUCGUAUACAACAUUCUACCCAUAUAGUCCCUCUCCUCUCUGCUGAGAGGAGGAUAUGUUUCAUUAUUUUUUCUCCAGAAUCAUUACUGAUUUUUCUAUUACUCAGAGCUCAUCUUCCUUUUAGUGAUUUUUUUUUAAUUUAUAUCAUGGUAGUCGUUGUGUAUUUCACUUAUGUCAUUCUGCAUCACUUUUUAAAAUCUUCCCAUUUCUCUGAAUUUCUCAUUUCUAACUGGAUAAUAAUAUUUAAUUACAUUCAAAUAAUGCAAUUUCUCAACCAUUUUUCAAUUGAUGGUC